Ricinus communis (castor bean) is the source of this 930-nucleotide messenger RNA. RefSeq names its product adherence factor. The coding region runs from base 166 to 819 and encodes 217 amino acids. NCBI's taxonomy places the organism in Eukaryota, Viridiplantae, Streptophyta, Magnoliopsida, Malpighiales, Euphorbiaceae. The transcript has 5 exons. The record is from RefSeq and is a predicted model, not a curated record.
AAUCUGUUCUUCUUGAUUUUCAAGUUAAGAAAGCAGGGAAUUAAUGCCACUUUUCACUUCUAGUUACCGUUACUUCACAAGCUCACUAAAGCCACACUCUGUCGUUAGUCACAGCUUUUUUUUCUGCUUUCAAAUCAUACCAAACCAUGGAAAUACUUCUGAUGUAUGUUUAUAUAUAUUGAUACGUGUAUAAAUGUUCUGCUUAGGCAUACAGCCAGAGAAGUAGGCCAUUUGAAUUCAAAGAAAAGGAAGAAGCCAAAAAUGUAUCCAAGGGUCAGGGUUAGGAAACAAGAACAACAACAAGAAGAAGAAGAAUAUGAACUUUCUCCACCGAAGGAAAAUGGAGCUUUGCUAUUCUUGAAGAUUAUUGAAUCUCUAGCUCUGCAAGAGAAGGAGAAUCAAAGUUUGUCACCACCAGCAGCUUCAACUACCAGAACCACAAAGCCUAAUGUUUCAGGUUUAGCAACACCACCAGUUUCUGCCUCUAAAGUGAAGAACACCAAACCUCAACCAAUUUCGCGUCCUCGAGCAGUAUUAUCCAGUCCUGCUAACGAUGGCAUCAUAGGAACCAGAAGCAAAGUAAAUAAAAGUGGAAGAUCUUCGGGUUUGAGAAAGUGUAAUUCUGAACCAAAGAAGCCAACCCAAAUCCAGGAUAUUGCUAGUCAGGCUAAAACAGAGAGGCAUAUGGCAAUUGGGAACAUCAGAAAAGGAUCAAAGCCUCUUUCCAGUGCCGCAUGCAGUUUUUCUAAUAACAAGAAGAGAGCACUUUCCUCAAGGAUUGGCGGUUCAAAUCCAAAGAACAUCUUAGAGCAGCAAUGAUAUACUCGUCGCUGCCACUUGUUUACUUUCUCAUGCUUCUCUAAAUUUUGAAAUUUUUUCACUGUUUCGAAGGCUUAUUUAUUUCCUGAUUGUAUGGCUAAUUUGCAUAAA